Molecule: messenger RNA, 1089 nt
Organism: Rhododendron vialii
Lineage: Eukaryota; Viridiplantae; Streptophyta; Magnoliopsida; Ericales; Ericaceae
Exons: 1
Coding region: 1-1089 (362 amino acids)
Source: RefSeq, a predicted model, not a curated record
AUGGGUUUGGUGCCAUACUCCCAACAACGAGGUGAAGACAUCUUAACUGGGGACGACCAAUUGUUUGACAACCCCAGCCUCUUUAAGAAGGCUAUUAUUUUAUUUUCUGUGUUGAACAAGUUCACAUUCAAGUAUUUGGAUAAUAGUCAUUCAUAUUAUAGGUUGGUUUGCGUCAUUGAUGGUUGUCCACGGAAGCUAACGACUAGAUCGCAAGGCAAGUCUGAACUUAUUAGAGUGAUCAAGCUGAACAACGAACAUUUGCACACUGCACACGACACGGCUUCUUUCAAACCAAGGAUUCGGGCAAAAGAGAUGGGUAUGAUUUUCAAGGACAAACUACUUGUGCAGCCCGAGCUCCUCCCGAGGAGCAUAUGCAAGGACUUUGAGUUAGCGUUCCAUAGUCCCCUAACUUACUCGCAGGGAUGGAGGACUAAGGAACGCGCCCGUAAAUUGAUAAGUGGCCCAAUUUCGAUGACGUAUCACUUAGUGCCGUGGAUGUGUGAACGACUUAUACAAUCGAUUCCAAAUACAAAGGCAGUUUGGACUUCGAAUGUGGAUGGCAAGUUCAGCCAACUUUUUGUCGCUUAUGGUUGUAGCAUUAUGGGCUUCUUGUUGGGAUGUCGACCCAUGUUGUUUAUUGAUGCCUGUUUCUUGACUGGUCCUUAUCGAGGUAGUUGCAUGUCUGCAGUCGCGUAUGAUGCGAAUGAUCAGUUGUUCCCCGUUGCAUAUGCUGUUGUAUCAUCUGAGAAUUAUGAGGAUUGGCUAUGGUUCAUGCAGAAUUUGAAGGAAGCUGUUGGCGAUAAAGCAAUUGUGUUAGUCACCGACCGCAAUAUUUCGUUGUUAAGGGCAGUGAACGAGGUGUUUGGCGAGGAAUUUAACGCAUGGUGUGUUCGCCACGUGAAGGAGAAUUUUAGUAAGUUUGCCACCGGGAAAGGAUUGAGGGGGAACCCAAAGAGUUCCGCAUUGGACCUCUUCACAAAAAUUGCGUAUGCAAAAGAUCAUCGACUCUAUGGGGUGUACAUGACCAAAUUAUUUGGUGUGUCACCUGAGUUGGCAAAGUGGGUUGAAGACAAUGGUCCACAACACUAG